GUUUGUUUUUCUGGUCUUGGAGGUAAAUGUGCAUGCUGAAUGGCCGGAGCACAGCCCGGGGUUCACGCGCUGCAGCUCAAGCCGGUGUGCGUGCCGGAGAGUCUGAAGAAAGGCAGCAGGUUUAUGAAAUGGGACGAGGACUCGUCUACAGUGACCCCAGUGACCUUACGUGUGGAUCCUCAGGGAUACUUUCUCUACUGGACAGAUCAGAACAAGGAAACUGAUCUGUUGGACAUCACCUAUAUCAAGGAUGCAAGAACUGGAAAAUGUACUAAAACACUGAAGGAAGCCAAAAUGCGAGAGUUACUUGAAGUUGGGAAUCUGGUGGGGCGGAUAGAACACAAGAUGCUGACUGUGGUCACAGGUCCAGACAUGGUCAACAUUACAUACCUAAACUUCAUGGCCUUUCAAGAGGAAGUGGCAAAGGAGUGGGCAGAGGAGCUGUUUAGUCUGGCAUCCAACCUGCUGGCUCAGAACAUGAAUCGAGAGUCCAGCCUGGAAAAAGCAUACACAAGACUUAAACUGCAGCCAAACCAAGAAGGACGUAUUCCUGUUAAAAACAUAUUUCGCGUGUUUUCGACUGACAGGAAGCGCAUAGAGACAGCACUGGAGAGCUGUAAUCUUCCAUCAGGCAGGAAUGAUUCCAUUCCCCUGGAGGACCUAACUCCUGAGCUUUACAAAUCCUUCAUUGCCAAUCUCUGUCCCAGACCUGAAAUCAACCAAAUCUUUGCAGAUCUAGGAGCUAAAGGCAAGAACUAUCUAAACAUGGAGCAGAUGACUGAGUUCAUUAACAAUAAGCAGAGGGAUCCUCGUCUAAAUGAAAUCCUGUAUCCUCCACUGAAGACAGAACAAACACAGCUGCUUAUGGAGAAAUUUGAGCCCAACCCGAGCAUGAGUGAAAAAGGGCAGAUUUCAGUCGAGGGAUUCUCCAGGUAUUUAGUUAGUGAUGAGAAUGGUGUACUACCACCUGAGAAACUGGACCAGAGUGAAGACAUGACCUUCCCUCUUUCACACUACUUCAUCAACUCAUCUCAUAACACAUAUCUCACAGCGGGGCAGCUAGCAGGAAACUCCUCAGUGGAGAUGUAUAGGCAGGUGCUGCUGUCUGGCUGUCGCUGUGUGGAACUGGACUGCUGGAAAGGCCGUACCGCUGAAGAAGAGCCUGUUAUCACACAUGGCUUCACCAUGACCUCUGAGAUCUCCUUUAAGGAAGUAAUUGAGGCCAUUGCUGAAUGUGCUUUUAAAACGUCUCCUUUCCCCAUCAUCCUGUCUUUUGAGAAUCAUGUGGACUCUCCGAAACAACAAGCCAAGAUGGCAGAAUAUUGCAGAUCGAUUUUUGGAGAUGCCCUUUUAACUGAGCCUCUUGAGAAAUAUCCACUUGAGUCAGGGGUUCCACUGCCCAGUCCACAGGAACUCAUUGGAAAGAUCCUUAUCAAGAACAAAAAGUCUCACCCCAAACCACCUGACGGGAGCACAAAGAAGAAGCUGUCAGAGCAAGCUUCAAACACCAACAGUGACUCCUCUAGUGUGUUUGAGCCAUCUUCACCCAGCGCUGGACCUGCAGCUCCCGCAGAGGUAGAAGCAGAUGAUGAUGAAGAAGAUGAUGAUGACGAUGAUGACUGUAAGAAGUCCAUGGAUGAGGGCACAGCAGGAUCUGAGGCUUUUGCGACUGAAGAAAUGUCCACUCUAGUUAAUUACAUCCAACCCACUAAGUUCCACUCCUUUGAGACUUCCAAAAAAGUCUCCCGUAGUUAUCAGAUGUCAUCAUUUGUGGAGACAAAGGCCCUGGAGCAGCUAACCAAGACUCCUGUGGAGUUUGUGGAAUACAACAAGCUUCAGCUAAGCAGAAUUUAUCCCAAGGGCACUCGAGUCGAUUCCUCCAACUACAUGCCACAAGUGUUUUGGAAUGCAGGCUGCCAGCUGGUGGCACUAAACUUUCAGACAAUAGAUCUGUCCAUGCAGCUGAACUUGGGCAUGUAUGAGUAUAAUGGGAAGAGUGGCUACAGGCUUAAACCCGAGUUCAUGAGGCGACCAGAUAAGCAUUUUGACCCCUUCACAGAAAGCACUGUGGAUGGUAUUGUAGCCAAUACUUUAUCAAUAAAGAUCAUAUCAGGACAGUUCCUUACCGAUAAGAAGGUGGGGGUGUAUGUGGAGAUUGACAUGUUUGGCCUCCCGGUUGACACAAGACGGAAAGCAUUUAAGACAAAGACAUCGCAGAACAAUGCGAUCAAUCCUGUGUGGGAUGAAGAGCCGAUUGUUUUUAAAAAGGUGGUUCUGCCUACUCUUGCCUCAAUUAGAAUAGCUGUAUUUGAGGAGGGUGGAAAGUUCAUAGGUCAUCGAAUAAUUCCAGUAUCGGCCAUUCGUCCAGGUUACCGGUAUAUUGGACUGAGAAAUGAGAAAAACCAGCCUCUCAAUCUUCCUGCUCUAUUUGUGUAUAUUGAAGUGAAAGAUUAUGUGCCAGACACCUUUGCAGAUGUCAUAGAGGCCCUGUCUAACCCCAUUAGAUACGUCAACUUAAUGGAGCAGAGAUCCAAGCAGCUGGCUGCACUGACAUUAGAAGAAGGGGAGGAGGAGAAAGAUGCCAAAGAGGCUGAGUCAGGUGUUGAGCAGGCUUCAGAGGCAAAGAGUGAGCCUAAGCCUGCACCUGUGGAGAACGGCCUGAGUCACGCUCUGAGUGCGACGCCGAAACCAGCGUCACAGCUCAAUACACAGCCUCAGUCCACAGGCACAGCUAAGUCUGCAGCGAAGGCUGAAGAUCUUAUACACAGUGUCCUCACUGAGAUGGAAGCUCACACAUUAGAGGAGCUAAAGCAACAGAAGGUGUUUGUCCGGGAGCAGAGAAGACAUUACAAAGAAAUGAAGGAGCUGGUGAAGAAGCAUCACAAAAAAACCACAGAACUGAUCAAGGAGCAUACAGCCAAGUACAACGAGUUCCAGCAUGACUACCUCCGCAGACGAGCUGUGCUGCAAAAAUCUGCAAAACGAGAUGGUAAGAAGAGGUGUCUGUCUUCCAGUCCGGAGCACGGAGCCUCGUUUUUUGAGCAAGAGCUAGCAACUCUGGACCAGGAGAGUGGGCAGAAACUGUCUGAGCUUAAACAGCAGCAGCAGCAGCAGCUCCUGAACCUCCGUCAGGAACAGUACUACAGUGAAAAGUACCUGAAAAAAGAACACAUCAAGCAGCUAAUGGAGAAACUAACCCUGCUUACUGAGGAGAGUCAAAGCAGCCAAAUGAAGAAACUAAAAGACUUGUGUGAAAAAGAAAAGAAAGAACUGAAAAAGAGAAUGGACAAGAAAAGGCAGGAGAAGCUGAAUGAAGCCAAAUCAAAAGAGAAACACUUGACAGAGGAGGAAAAGUUGGAGAUCAACAGGUCGUAUGUUAAUGAAGUGGUACAACAUAUUAAAAGGCUGGAAGACGCUCAAACCAAACGACAUGAAAAGCUUGCAGAGAACCAUAAGAACAUUCUUCAACAAAUAAUUGAAGAAAAACCAAAGCUUCAGAACGAACUGGAUCAGGAGUAUCAGGACAAGUUUCGUCGGCUGCCAGUGGAGAUCCAGGAGUUUGUGCAGGAGACCACAAAGCGAAAGACUGACGGGAACGAUCAAGAGUCCCUGCCUUCUUCUAGCACACUGGAGAAACUCAGCCAUAAGGGAGCGCAGUCUGAGGACGAUAUGGAGGACGAGAAGAAAGACUAACAGAGUGACGCAUUAAGAAUUCCACUAUGUUACAGGCACUCUUCCUAAUUCAUUUUGCCAUCGAUAAGUGUUUAUUUAUUUAUUUAUUUAUUUAUUUAUUAAGUUUUGACAUCUUUGUCACUAACACGUUCCAAAGAAUGUCUGUGGGUGGAGGAUAAAAGGGAUAACAGGCAAGAAAUCACUUAGAACAAUUGAAACACAUCAACCAUUUGUUUAUUAUGUGUGCAAUUUACUGAGUUCUCAAAAUAGUACUAAUUGGAUUUUUUUUGAGUCAAAUGCAUUUUACAUGAUAUUUAGUUUAGCUGUAGUUAUGGUUAAUGGUGUGUUGCACAUGAUUCACAAUCCCUAGCAUAUGUCUAUGGCCAGUAAAUAAUCAUCUUGAAUAAUGUUUGUUUGUUUGUUUGUGUGUGUGUGUGUGUGUGUGUGUGUGUGUGUGUGUGUGUGUGUGCGUGUGCGUGUACGUGCGUGUGAGUGUGAGAUAUGGGCAUGCAGGGGCAGGUACCAUAUACUGUAGCUUUAAUUUAGCAUUUUUUUUAUAGUACCUGGAAUUAAUUUAAAAUAUUAUUAAUUAUUAAUAUUUUGAAUUUAAUUAUUUAAUUAUUAAUAUUAUUGUAAGCACAGAUGGCUUGCAAUUAAUAAAAUGUUAUAUUUUUUCUUAUUAUUUGCUGCUGACAUUGUUUUAUUUUAUUUUAUCUAAGAUUAAUCUGCAGAAGAGUAUAGAAGUAACCAUUUUUCAGAAAUGCAUGAAAAGGUGCAUCUGCAAUCAGUUUGUGCAUUUUGUAAAUUCAACUGUAUAACUUAUUAUGUGAUGUAAUUAGUGUUAAGACAUUCUUUUUUUUGUUGUUGUCUUUUUACAUAUUUCACACAGAUUUAACUGUUUUUUUCCCAAUUAUUUAUUUUACUAAGAAGCCAAUUUACGACCAAUUAUUGUUAAUGCAUUCCUUUUCUAUUUCAUUAUAUGCUAAAUUAUUAUAGUGCUUUUUUUUUUUGCUAAAUAUAUACAGUAUUAUAUCAGAUUUACCUAUUUAGUAAUGAGGUAAUGAAGUCAAGAUAUUGAUAUCUUAAUGCAGAAGGGGAGAACUAUGGAAAUGCACUUUGGAGAUCAUGAGGUAUUUGUAUUAUUAUGCAAUCUUUUUACUAGAGGGAGAUUCCUCUUUCAGUAUGUUUCCAUUUCCAUCGGUUGACCAUAGGAUGUGAAGCAUGGAUUCAGUGAUGCCAAGUGAAGUAUUGUGAUGAUUUUGUUCCAAAAUAUGCUUCCCCAUACUUCCUCUGUUGCUCUGAUUAAAGCAUGUCUGUCCUUUUCACUCUCUAUUUAUAUAGGUUUGUUACAUUAAGGUUAGAGCUAGGUUUUAAUUUAAGUGGUGACUUAAUUCUUACAAUCAUGUAUGUGUGUUAAUUAUAUCCAUGCUCUGUAUUUAUUGCAAUAUAUGACUGCUAUGGACCACUACAUUAAAGUGCCAAACAAUUGCCUAUUACAGACAGGUUCUAACAUGAACCCUCAAACCCAUUUUGAUCUCUUGACUAACAGUUUAAUUUCAUAAUGUAUACAGUAUGAUGAUCCAGUUUCAUUUGUCAUUCAGUUGUCAUUAGAUGCAAUGCAAUAUGUUAAAAACUAUGGCAAAAAACUCCAUGGUUGUAUUGCUGCAUCUAUAAAUGCUAUUAAACCAGUAUUUAAAUCUGAUUUAAGUUAUUGUCCAUGUGUUUACACAUAGGAACCAUUUUAUUGGAUUACAUCAUAUGAUUUUUUUGUACACAAUGACUCUGUGCUGUUGUUUUAUUUUAUUUGACCAAACUGUUUUUUUGUUUGUUUUUGUUUUUUUUUGCAAUGUAAAAUUACUUGAAAUACUUUUAUGACUGGACUAAUUUUUGAUCGUUUUGAAGUGAUGUUCUGUGCCUUUGAAUGUUCUCAGUGUUAGAUGUGGAAUGUAAAAUGUUGAUGUAUAGAGCUCUUCUUUUUGUAUAAACUGUGCACGCACUUUUUAAAUGUUUAUACUAAAGAUUUACUUUAAAAUUCUUUAAAUGGCAAACUAUUGACUGUGUGUUCUAUUGAGUGCCACUUUAAUUAUUUCUAACAUCAAUUCCAUUCAACAAACAGACAUCAUUUGGAAAGCAAAUAUUUACUAACAUUUGAUUUCAUCGAACUGUAUUAUUGGUACUAUAGUAUCUGCAUCUUUAAAAGAUGAAUAAUGAAUGUAAGUUGUGCUUGUGCUGUGCAAUGGUUUUAAUAAAACAUUUUUGUGAAAUGUG
Silurus meridionalis is the source of this 5940-nucleotide messenger RNA. Its product is annotated as 1-phosphatidylinositol 4,5-bisphosphate phosphodiesterase beta-1. The record is from RefSeq and is a predicted model, not a curated record. The transcript has 32 exons. Gene Ontology annotation, biological process: phosphatidylinositol-mediated signaling; memory; lipid catabolic process. Bases 40 to 3693 code for a protein of 1217 amino acids. Lineage: Eukaryota; Metazoa; Chordata; Actinopteri; Siluriformes; Siluridae. Gene Ontology annotation, molecular function: calmodulin binding; calcium ion binding; phosphatidylinositol-4,5-bisphosphate phospholipase C activity. Gene Ontology annotation, cellular component: cytoplasm; nuclear speck.